Molecule: messenger RNA, 1187 nt
Organism: Eubalaena glacialis (North Atlantic right whale)
Lineage: Eukaryota; Metazoa; Chordata; Mammalia; Artiodactyla; Balaenidae
Product: vacuolar protein sorting-associated protein 26A-like
Exons: 1
Coding region: 54-962 (302 amino acids)
Biological process (GO): retrograde transport, endosome to Golgi; intracellular protein transport
Cellular component (GO): retromer complex; endosome
Source: RefSeq, a predicted model, not a curated record
UUGGUCCCAUUUGUGAGAUCGAUGUUGUCCUUAAUGAUGGGGAAACCAGGAAAAUGGCAGAAAUGAAAACUGAGGAUGGCAAAGUAGAAAAACACUAUCUUUUCUAUGAUGGAGAAUCUGUUUCAGGAAAGGUAAACAUAGCCUUUAAGCAAUCUGGAAAGAGGCUAGAGCACCAAGGAAUUAGAAUUGAAUUUGUAGGUCAAAUUGAACUUUUCAAUGACAAGAGUAAUACUCACGAAUUUGUAAACCUAGUGAAAGAACUAGCCUUACCUGGAGAACUGACUCAGAGCAGAAGUUAUGAUUUUGAAUUUAUGCAAGUUGAAAAGCCAUAUGACUCUUACAUCGGUGCCAAUGUCCGUUUAAGGUAUUUCCUUAAAGUGACGAUAGUAAGAAGACUGACAGACUUGGUAAAAGAAUAUGAUCUUAUUGUUCACCAGCUUGCUACCUAUCCUGAUGUCAACAAUUCUAUUAAGAUGGAAGUGGGCAUUGAAGAUUGUCUACACAUAGAAUUUGAAUAUAAUAAAUCAAAGUAUCAUUUAAAGGAUGUGAUUGUUGGAAAAAUUUACUUCUUAUUAGUAAGAAUAAAAAUCCAACAUAUGGAGUUACAACUGAUUAAAAAAGAGAUCACGGGAAUUGGAGCCAGCACCACAACAGAAACAGAAACAAUCGCUAAAUAUGAAAUAAUGGAUGGUGCACCAGUAAAAGGUGAAUCAAUUCCAAUAAGACUGUUUUUAGCAGGCUAUGACCCAACUCCAACAAUGAGAGAUGUGAACAAAAAAUUUUCAGUAAGGUACUUUUUGAAUCUAGUCCUUGUUGAUGAGGAAGACAGGAGGUACUUCAAGCAGCAGGAGAUAAUUUUGUGGAGAAAAGCUCCUGAAAAACUGAGGAAACAGAGAACAAACUUUCACCAGCGAUUUGAAUCGCCAGAAUCACAGGCAUCUGCUGAGCAGCCUGAAAUGUGAACUGAAUAGGAGAAAAAAAAGAAAAAACUCCUAUAUCUGUUGAGAUUUAAGUUCGGCAGGUUAAAGAUGGUUGCAGCGUGUAGGGCGGGGAAAAGGCCAAAACUCCAUUUAUGAUAGUCUUCCUUUAUCUUACAGUGCUGAGUUUAUUUUAUGACAUAACUAAAUGUUCUUCAUGUAUAUACAUUUAAAAAAAUGCUUUCUUUGAAACACUGGAACUUUCUUAAA